CUGCCACUAUUUACGUCACACACUCCCCUUACUCUAAUCAGGACCAGUGCUGAAGGCUCAACUAGGUUAGGUUAGGAGGAGAAGGUUAAAAACACGCUCUCCAACGCAGUGGCAACCCCUCUAUCUAGCUGAACGACUAAUAGCUAUUACAGUGGGUUACCUCAUCGGCGUUAACGUUACAUGAUGGGUAAAGCAGGUGCGGUGUUGGUCUUUCGUACUAUGAAUCAUAGGCAAGCUAGCUAGCUGUAUCAUCCCUCCACACAGAGCAAGCUACAGCUGUGUUGAUUCCAUCUACUGCUGACAGUGGGGCAAAUGAGUGAACCGGUGAAGAGUUUGCCUUCCCCUACUUCUUCAGGGGGGCAACCUGCGGGGUCUGAUACCUACAAAGGCUGGCUGUAUAAAUGGACAAACUACUUGAAGGGCUACCAACGCCGGUGGUUCGUCCUUAGCAACGGCCUUCUGUCAUAUUACAGAACUAGAUUUAGUCAGCAGCCUCUUCUCCCCUGUCUCUGUGUGUGUACGUGUGUCUGUGUGUGAAUGUGUCUCUGUGCAUUAGGACUCAGGCAGAGAUGGCCCACACUUGCCGUGGCACCAUCACCCUGGCGACGGCACACAUUGAGGUGGGUGACACCUGCCACCUGGUGCUGACCAGCGGAGGGCGGAACUACCACCUGAAGGCCACUUCCGAUGGGGAGAGUCAGCGCUGGGUCUCGGCUCUCCAACAGGCUAAGGCCAACACCACUCACAUGAUGCACCAAUCAGAUGACUCUGGAGACGAGGCCCCCGUGCCCCAGCCAGACCGGGCCCUGACCCAGGGGGCUCUGAAGACACUGGCCAGUAAGCUGGACGACCUGAGCACCUGCAACGAGCUAAUCGGCAAACACGGCACCGCCCUGCAGCGAUCCCUCAGCGAGCUCGAGGACCUACGCACGGCCACCGACGGCACCGACAAACUCAAGACUGUCAACGAGCGUGCCACGCUCUUCCGCAUCACCUCCAAUGCUAUGAUCAAUGCCUGUCGGGACUUCCUGGACGUAGCAGAGACACACAGCCGGAGGUGGCAGAGAGCCCUGCAGUAUGAGAGAGAACAGCGCCACCACCUGGAGGAGACUAUUGAACAGCUAGCCAAGCAGCACAACAGCCUGGAGAGGGCCUGGAGAGAGGCUCCCAGCACACACCCAGACGGGGGUGAGAGGAGGCGGGCGGGGGAUGCCAGUGAUGAGAAUGAGGACACAGAAUUUUUUGAUGCCGUGGAGGACUCCCCUGCUUUCAUCACAGUGACUGCCACUGACCACACCCAGCACAGACGCUCAGCCAGUAACCAGAGUAUCAUGAGCGGACGAUUACCCAAUAAUGAAUGGAGCCACGACGAGAAAGACGCUGGCUCCGACAACAUGCAGCUGCGCAGAGUUAGACGCAGCCGCAUCCCAGACAAACCCAACUACUCCCUCAACUUGUGGAGCAUCAUGAAGAACUGCAUCGGCAAAGAGCUGUCCAAGAUUCCCAUGCCUGUGAACUUCAACGAGCCCCUGUCGAUGCUGCAGCGUCUGACUGAGGAUCUGGAGUACAGUGACCUGCUGGACCGGGCGGCUCGCUGUGAAUCCUCCCUGGAGCAGAUGUGCCUGGUGGCAGCCUUUUCUGUGUCCUCCUACUCCACCACCAUCCACCGCACUGCCAAGCCCUUCAACCCCCUGCUGGGGGAGACCUACGAGCUGGACCGCCUGGACGACUUCGGCUACCGCUCCAUCUGCGAGCAGGUCAGUCACCACCCCCCAGCCGCCGCCCACCAUGUGACGUCACAGCGAGGCUGGACCCUGUGGCAGGAGAUCACUAUCGACAGCAAGUUCAGAGGGAAAUACAUUUCUGUCAUGCCAUUAGGCUGUAUCCACCUGCAGUUCCACUCCAGUGGGAAUCACUAUGUGUGGGGCAAAGUCACCUCCACGGUGCACAACAUCAUAGUAGGAAAACUGUGGAUUGACCAGUCUGGGGACAUUGAAAUAGUCAACCACAGGACCAAGGACACCUGCCACCUCAAGUUUGUCCCUUACAGUUACUUCUCCAGAGACCUCCCACGCAAGGUGACAGGUGUGGUAGCAGACAGCGAGGGCACGGCCCACCACAUCCUGUCUGGGACCUGGGACGAGAAGAUGGAGAGUGCCAAGAUAGUAGAAAGCAGCCGGGGAUGUGGCGGGUCAGAGGGCAAACAAAAGACUGUCUACCAGACCCUCCAGCCCAAACUGCUGUGGAAGAAAUACCCACUUCCGGAGAAUGCUGAGAACAUGCACUUCUUUUCCUCCCUGGCCUUGACCCUGAACGAGCCUGAGGAGGGCGUGGCCCCCACUGACAGCCGCCUGAGGCCCGACCAACGGCUGAUGGAGGCGGGGCUGUGGGAUGAGGCCAACGCCCACAAACAGCGUCUGGAGGAACGACAGAGGCUGGAGAGAAGGAAGAGGGAGGCACAGGCCACACAGGCCCUGGAAGAAGACUCCUUAGGGCAAGACUUUGAGGGAUUCCAGCCACUGUGGUUCGAGAGGAGGACAGAUGAUUCAACGGGGGAGAGCACUUACGUGUACAGGGGUGGAUACUGGGAGGCCAAAGACGGACAGGACUGGAGCCAAUGCCCUGAUAUCUUCUAAGGCUCCGCCCCUGGGACUGUGACAUCAUCACUGGAGGGCCGAGCUGAGGGACUGAUCGACAAGCAGAGGGAGGAUUCACACGCUGAAGACGCAUGGAGAUGUGGACAGCUCUUUGUCUGUGUAUGUGUAUUUGUGUGUGUUCCAGAAAGACAGAGCCCUCCAUUGAGAAUAAUGUAAACUUCCCAUACUUCAAGAACUGAGAUAUAAACAUCAUCUGUCCCCCUCCCCGAUGUAGUUCUCUAAUCAAACAUGCUCUGUAUCACAACACUUGUGUGUUACUCACUGAGUGAGUGUGUGAGUGUGUGUGCAACAGUGUGAGUGAGAGAGACAUAACUAUUUAUGAGAGAAUAUUUUGAGUGUGAGGGAAAGAGUUAGAAAAUAGCUACUGCAUGGAAAACCAUAUUUAUUUCAGCUGGUAUGUAUGGUGGUGCCUGGUGCCCCAUUGAUCUGGUAAUAAGGUAAUAACUACCGUAAGUAUAUAAUAUUAUACAAUAAUAGGCAGAGGCCAGAAGGAAAGUGAAAGAGUUUGGGUUUUGGUGCUAGGAUAGGAUGUCCUGUUCCUCUGAGCUGGUUAGGAACAGAGUGUUCCUCCUGCUGGAGAUAUAGGGGCCUGCAUUUAUGUUGCACUGGCCAAUAGGAAUGUCAGGAGAUAAAGCUCCCCCAGGUUUGUCUAACUGAAAGGUUAUGAAACAAAAAGCUGCACAUAGAAAUAGAGUAACCAGAACAGACAUGACUCUCUACUUCAAGUAUCUCCAAUAUACUUUACAUAUCUAUAUGUAACAUUAUGUUUCCUUCCAUGCAACAACUAGGCACUCCCCAGGUUUGUAACAAACUGCUUUUCUGCAGUGCAUGAAAACACAGGUGUAGAGGACGCUGGUAUCACUAUGGGCACUUUUGAUUUAAUAUCUGUACAGACAUAAUCUCAGUGUCACGCCCUGACCAUAGAGAGCCCUUGGUUCUCUAUGGUAUUUAGGUCAGAGCGUGACUAGGGGGGUGUUCUAGUCAUUGUAUUUCUAUGUUGGUGAGUUGUAUGGUUCCCAAUUAGAGGCAGCUGGUAAUCGUUGCCUCUAAUUGUGGAUCAUAUUUAAGUAGCCUUUUUCCCACCUGUGUUUUGUGGGAUAUUGUUUUGAGUGAGUGCAUAUAGCACUACGGUACUUCACGGUCGUUGGUUGUUUCUUGGUUUGUUUCACUAAAAUAAAGAUGCAAUCACGCUG
Messenger RNA from Salmo salar (Atlantic salmon), 3850 nucleotides. Lineage: Eukaryota; Metazoa; Chordata; Actinopteri; Salmoniformes; Salmonidae. The record is from RefSeq and is a predicted model, not a curated record.